This is a messenger RNA of Labrus bergylta (ballan wrasse), 6322 nucleotides long. It is a transcript of the gene fam135a, whose product is annotated as family with sequence similarity 135 member A. Lineage: Eukaryota; Metazoa; Chordata; Actinopteri; Labriformes; Labridae. The record is from RefSeq and is a predicted model, not a curated record.
GGGCAGCAGAGCAAGAAGCAGAGCCUGCUGUCAGAGCGUCAGCAGCGGUUAGCUCGAUGGCUAACAAACAGCAGCUGAGCGCAGAGAUUCACGGCCAGUUCACUCAGUGUAACGUUGUCGUUUAAAUGGGCGUUUCUCGCGUAACGUUAUCAAGAACCAGGAAGUGUAAUUUUCUAACACAGUGGUGUUUUCUGUCGGCUCUCUGCGGUGAACGGGGGACGAGAGGACUGGAUAGCUAGCUCCUGUUAGCCUGCCAACGCAAUGGCCAACAGAUGUACCCCAGAUGAUAUAAGGCACUUCUGCCUCUAGAGACCAAGAUGACUGAAGUCCAGGCAACAGUGGAGUUCUCUGUGGAGCUCCACAAGUUCUACAACGUGGACCUGUUUCAAAGAGGGUUCUACCAGAUCCGUGCCAGUCUGAAAGUGCCACCUCGGGUCCCACACAAAGUUGAGGCCAGUCUACUUCACCCGGGAGGCUCUGAUCUGGCAUUUCCUGCUUCAAUCCAAGACGAUGUAAUCAGCAGCAAAACUUUCCAAAUCCUGUACAAGAAUGAGGAGGUUGUCGUCAACGACGUCCUCAUCUUCAAAGUUAUGAUGCUGCUUGAUGAGAAAAAGGUGGAGGAGUCCCUCAAUGACAUGGAUUUUCAGCUCUUCUUGGAUUUAUAUUUCACAGAUGGUGAUUACACGCCAGAUGAUCCAAGCUCUCUGCAGAAUAUCAGCAGCCGCACUCUUCGUUUGCACUUUAGCCUUCAGCGAGGCAUCCACCAACAUGUCAAUGUCAUGUUUGACUAUUUCCACCUGUCUGUCAUCUCUGUAGCCAUCCAUGCCUCCCUAGUGGCAUUACAUCAGCCCCUUAUCAGUUUGCCUCGACCAGUGAAAACCACAUGGCUUAACCGCAACGCUCCAGCUCAGAGCAAAGACUCAGUCAUCCCCCCUUUGGAGAAUGUGGUGUUCGGCAGCAGUUACGUCAAGCAAGUAUCACCAGAUGGCAGGACGUUCUUGGUAUCGGACCACUGUCUGCAGCAUGCCUUCGGUCUACACAACAGCCUUUGCUCCAAUCUCCUUCAAGCUUACAAGGGUCUCUUUGAUUACUUCACCUCUAUAACCAAGGACCUGCCCUCCUCCCAUCGCAUGGAACUAGCCAAGCCCAGCAUGCAAGUCCUAUAUGAGAGAGUACUCAGAAGACCCUAUCCCAGAAGUCAAAGGCACGUCUACAUAGAACAACUCGACUUAGAGGCCCGCCUUGCUGAUUUAUGUGACCAAGUCAAGCAGAAAGCCGAGUCUCCUGAUGAGCUGGCAGAACUGGUCAAUAUGAACCUGGCUCAGCUCUGCUCCCUGCUCAUGGCACUCUGGGGACAGUUCCUGGAGGUCGUGUCCCUGCAAGAGCAUGUUGCUGCCCUGUUAGCUAUGGAGCAUCACACACUAAGAGUAAGACGGUUUGCUGAGGCUUUCUUUUGUCUUGAACAUCCAAGACAAUCUGCACUGGCCUAUCAGGAACUACAUGCUCACAGUCACCAGCAGAUGACUAAUGCUAUCAAAAGCUCCAGCUACUUCCUGUCUUUGCCUCCUCUUCCAGUGGAAUGUGUGGACCUUGAUGGUGAUGUGAGCUCACUGCCAAUCAUCUUUGAGGAUAGAUAUCUGGAUUCAAUCACCGAAGAUCGUGAUGGACCUUGGCUUGGCGUGCAAAACACGAGGACUGGCUCAGCGUCCAGCAAAUUAGACAAGCCCAGCUCCAAGGACUGCAGUGCAGCAGCCAGCCCCAUACCCGAGUCUCGCUGUGCCCCUACGGAUAACACCUGGCCAGACAGCUAUGAUCCACCACCUAAGUCCAAAGGGAAGUCAGUCAAACUGAAGAAAAACUCCAAGACCGAUAACUCCAAGAAGCUUAUUAGACAAGGUUCAAAAGACUCUGUAGUUCUGGUGGGUUAUAAGAACCUCAAAGCUCCUUUUAGUGACACCAGUGCAAAGUACAAGGAAGGGGAGGCUCCUCUCAACCAGGAACAACAAGAUACCUUACAGGGUGACUCUAGUCAUUUAAGGACUAAUGCCAAUUCUGUUUUCGACUCUGGUGCCACAUCAACACGUACUGUUGACUCUGUUACAGAUGACAAUGUAACUACUGCUGCUUUUCAAAAAGGUUUUUUCAAAAAUCCAACAAAGUGGGACGGACAGAAUAAUCCUCAGGCAGGUACUGGGGCUAUUGCUAAAUGCAACCAACCACUUCAAAAAGAUGAACAAGCUGACCACAGUGGCAAAAAGCUACCACCACAGUGGUCCUCUGGGCUGAAGCAAAUCGAGGUGAAGCCAAGUAACAAGGACCCAUACCAAGGAGACAAAGUAACGGUUCUGCUGCCGUGUCGAACCGAUGGCACUUUCAGUCGUAACGUUCCCGAGAUCACCCAGUCAGACCUCUGUGAUGCAAAACAGUCCAUGUUUGACUCUAUAUUUGAAAGACCAAGUAAAGAAGCUGCACAGCAAAGUCAGUCCUGUCUAGUCUCAGUAAAGGUUAAGAGUGAUUGUAUCAGGCUGCCAGAUGGAGCAGCCCCUAGUGCCUCGUCUCGCCUUUCAGAUUCAGGAAUUGAUAGCGAGUCCAGCUCCUUUGCCACUCACUUUGUCACAGGACCGCCAUCCAGUGCAGGUCCAGGUACUGUUGAAUCCAGUGUUGCUGCCACACAGCCGACAGAGAGGCCUCUAUUGAGCCCCGCGACGCGGCCUGUUCAGCACAGCUCGGUGCAGAAGCCUGGUGGGGCUGCAGAAAAUCUUUAUCCAGAAAAUACUAGCGCUGUCAGUGGAGUCCAGUCCUCUCUCACUUCCAUUAACUCCUUACCUUCUGAUGAAGAGGGCGAAGGGUCCUCUAGAGGCUCUAGUGGAGCUGAAGUCAGAGGCAGGAAGUCCAGUGUCCUGGUGCAGGAGCAGAGUCUAGUUUUCUCUGAGGAUAUCACAAACAGACCGGCCAUCGACGCGACCGGCAACCCUGAGCCAGUUUCAGAUUCCAAACUUGUAAAACCUGCCUUUGACUUUGAAACGGACUCCAAAUUGAUCGGCUUUUCUGAAGUUGGACAGGAGGCGGCGGCUAGUUCUGGGGCCAGUAAAGAAUCCCGUAGUGAAACCAACACCGCCUGCCCCUCCAGUAAUUCUGGCACCAGCAGCACUGACCUGGUAAAGCGUGGGAUGGUAGAAAACUACUUUGGCUCGUGUUCUAGCACCGAUGUGUCAGAGAUCAGCCCUGUAGAGACAUCUGCUAUCACGCUGGGCAUCCAGACUGCACCGGCGCCGGCUGAGGAGGACGAGGAAGAGACAGAGCAUGAGAUGAUCGAGAACGGCUACUACGAGGAAGGCGACGGCUACGCUUUUGUGAACGGCGUCGCCGACGAGGAGCAAAGCGGGGCUGACGCAGCCGCUCAAGAGACAAGUCUUAUUUUUGAACAUCUUGGCAUAGGUUACAUCCAUGAAACAAAAGAUCUAUCGAAAGCUCCCAUCUGCUCCAACCAAGCCUCUAGUGGGUACACUUUGGCAAGACCCCCUUGUCCCUUCACUUCCUUUUCCAUCAAUCUGCGGUGGUACGAAUGUGCACCCACGCCGCACAUGAAAGCGUUCAUUAAAGCCAAGGAAGACAUGAAACAGCUGAAGCUCCCUGGCUUCCUGUAUAGUGAGGUACCUGAGCUGGCAUCCACCGUGCCCUACUUUAGCUUGGAGGAAGAUGAAAGCUGUGAAGAAGGCAUCCAUCUCAUAGUCUGCGUCCACGGCCUGGACGGUAACAGUGCAGACUUGAGACUUGUGAAGACUUACUUGGAGCUUGGACUUCCUGGGGCUCGUAUAGACUUCCUCAUGUCUGAGAGGAACCAGAAUGACACCUUUGCUGACUUUGAGUCAAUGACAGACCGAUUGCUGGAUGAAAUAGUCCAGUACAUCCAGAUAUACAACCUCACAGUGUCAAAGAUAAGCUUUGUGGGUCAUUCUCUGGGUAACCUUAUAGUUCGCUCUGUGCUAACUCGGCCAAGGUUUAAAUGCUACCUGAGCAGACUGCACACCUUCCUUUCCCUCUCUGGACCUCACCUGGGCACGUUGUACAACAGCUCUGCUCUCGUCAACACAGGUCUUUGGUUCAUGCAAAAGUGGAAAAAGUCCGGGUCGCUCCUGCAGCUGACGUGCCGUGAUCACUCGGACCCUCGCCAAACUUUCCUCUACAAGCUCAGCAAGAAAUCGGGUCUCCAGUUUUUCAAGAAUGUGGUGCUGGUGGGCUCGCUGCAGGAUCGCUAUGUUCCCUAUCAUUCUGCUAGAAUAGAAAUGUGCAAAACUGCAUUAAAAGACAAACAAACAGGUCCUGUGUAUGCUGAGAUGAUUGAGAACCUGCUGCUGCCAGUACUUCAGAACAAAGACUGUAAUCUAGUGCGAUACGAUGUCAUUCAUGCUCUGCCCAACACAGCCAACUCCCUCAUAGGCCGAGCCGCCCACAUCGCCGUCCUCGAUUCUGAGAUCUUCCUGGAGAAGUUCUUCCUCGUCGCAGGCCUCAAGUUCUUUCAGUAGAAUGGAGCGAGAAUCGAAACACGUGGCUGGAGAUGAGGAAUGUGAAGCUAAUACCUCACUGCAUCUAAACCUUAUUCUGAUUUUUGGUAUUUUAAUUAACUCUUACUUUUUUCUAUAUACAUGUAAUCUCUUUUUAAAAAGCAUAUGAGCAAAAUCACAAUUUCUCUCAUUUCAUGUUUGAAUCAUGGUGACUAUGGAGAUUGCCAGUUUUAUUUUUCUACUGCCAUUUUCAAAAAAUUUCUUUGUUCUCGUUUGGGAAAUGAUUUCCUCCACCAUAUGCUCUAUUUUCAGUGUUAUUUAUGUGUUCUGUUUUCACUCUUUAAUUAUUCUUUCUCCAAGUUAUUGACGUCAUAUUAGAUACUGAACUGGAAAUGUAGCUGCUACAAAAAUGAAAACGGCUGUUUUUGGUGAGCUGGCCCAAGUCAAGUCUGCACAUACAGUCCUCACCAUGGCAAAUGUUUUCCCACCAGUUCAAAGAGGCACUGCAUUGAUUUGCACCACGAUUACAUUUUACAAGGUUUUGUACUGAAAAUGGUCAUUUGUACAACUUACUUUUUUAUCAACGAUUUUCCAUCAUUUUUAAAAGGCAAAGGUUGCAUUUGAAAUAGGAUUGUUGCUCGGACUUUGCAGCCUCGGCUUUGGUCUUUUAUGCUGUUUCUUACCGUUGCAGCAUAGUAUUUGCCCAGCCUGGUGUUGGGAGAACAAGCUAUGACAUAACUACAUUUUAUGAAAGGGGUUUUAAGAUAUGCUCAUGAUUCAGCAGAAGCACAUGUUGGUGAUAUGAACUUGUUUUAUUGAAAGUAUUUGGUCAGUAUCUCUAGUGGUUAUUUAAGUGUUUCAACUGGAAAGUAUUGCUUGAAAUUAAAAAAAAAAAUGUUUCUUGGAAAAUUGUUUAUAUAUCGUCAUACUCUACCAUUAAAUAUGCAUAUUAUAAACUUGUUUAAAUGACCUUUCUUUUUUCACUAGAUUUAGGUUUAGGAGAGUCAGGUGAUCUCAAAUGUUGUUCACUAAACACUCAAGCCUAGAUUUGACUUACCGUACAUUGAGUCAUGUUUCCUCACUUGAUUCGUUUUUGUUCAUAUAUGGUUAUCCUAGUGGUGCUGUUGGUGUAGCGGUUAGGUCGUCCCAUAUGCAGAAGCUUUAGUCCUUCAAGCGGGCGGCCCGGGUUCAAGCCUCCCGCAUGUCAUUCCCCACCCCCCCCCCCUCUCUCUCUCUCUCUCUCCCAGUUUUCUUCCUCUAUCAACUGUCCUAACAAAUAAAGGCAAAAAGACAUUUAAUAAAAAACUUUAACAUUUCAUUAUUUUCAAAAAAAAUCAUUAAAGGCAUUUCUAUCAUCAGUCCUGCAGGUGGCAGUGUUAUCACAGAAAGCUCUUUUGUUAUGGAUCCAUAGUAAUUGUGCGAUGUGUGUAAAAAUGUCAAAGCUCGUACUGUUUCAACAUGAAGUGUCAUAAUUAUGUAUUUGUUUCCCCCUCCCAUUAUGUAAAGUCUGCACAGUGAAUACAUUGUAUAGUUUUUAUUGCACAUAACACAGUCCUGCUCUCCAUCUUAUUUUAUGUACUUAGGACAUUUUAUCCCCACUGAAGUGUUGUGUUUUUAGGCAUAAAACGUUUGGAAGCCGUUGUGCUACAAACUGAUGGGAAACUACUGUUUUUUUUUGUUCUGAAAAUGGUAGUUUUUAUGUGAGUGAUGGACAAAGAAAGAAUGAGGCAACUUGUGGAAAUGAUGGUGGAGUCAUCUGAGUAAUAAAUAGGACUAAAAGAGUUCUUCCUGUAAAAUAAUAAAUAUGUACCAAUUUA